CUUGCUCAUUGACUUGAGACAAGUGGCAGAUGGCAUUGUUAAAAAAAAAGUACACAAAGGGUGGCUUUUAAAUUGGGUUUUAUUUUUAUUGUUCUCUACAACUUGCUUCGAUUCUGAUUAAGUGAAAUUCGAAUGUUCCUGUAGUUGCAUGUCCAGAGGGCAACAUGGUAGUAAAAUUAAUUUGUAGACAAAAGUAGUUUUAUAUCCACAGGAAGCAGUAUUUACUGAAACCCUUAUGUCAUGGGAUUUUGUAGCAGAAGGCAUUUAUUCCUUACUUUAUGUAUUUUUCAACUGUUGACUGUUGUCCAAAGACAGGUCUUUGACUUCUUGGGCUUCCUUUGGGUGCCCAUACUAGUCAACUUUUUCCAAAUAAUUUUAAUUAUCUUUGGAUUUUUCGGGGCAUACCAAUAUCGACCAAAAUAUGUUAUAGCAUACCUUCUUUGGCAUCUUUUUUGGAUAGGAUGGAACAUUUUUUUGAUAUGCCUGUACUUAAAUGUCUCUGGACUUGAUCACGAAACCAACAAGGUGAUUAAGUUAGAUCAAACAAGUGGCAGCUGGUGGAAGAAGCAUGGGCCUGGAUGCAAGGUGGUCAAUGUAGAAGAACCUGAAUAUGAAGGAUGUUUGAUUGAUUAUAUUCAUGUUGAGAUAUUCCAAUCCGGCUUACAAGUUGUACUAGCAGUGAUUAAUAGCAUUAUCGGAAUUUGCCUCAACAGAACAUUUUUGGAAGAAGAUGAUACUUCGUCACAUAAAUCAUCGCGCAAAAGCUCAAAGCAACGAAUGUCACUGUACUCAAUAGAAUUCAGUUCUCAACUGGAUCCUAGACAUGGGGAUAGUGACAACGAAUUCGAACAUAUACCCUCAUCGCCUAAACCAAUGACACCCCGCCGCGUGAAACGAAGAAGCGUAAUGCAGAGAGGUUCAUCCGGAAGACACAGCACGACCAGUCGAAGACAAUCUCAUUCCAGAUCGUCAACGCGUAGCUCUAGAAGGACUCAAAAUCCUGUUACUAAAUUACUAGAGCAACAGCAGAAAUGCCAAGCAUAUGAAAGUACUACCAGCCAGUCGCCGGUUGAAUCACCGAUGCCGAAUUAUUAUAUGAAUGCCCCUAACACUAUCAGUGCGCAAAACUGGCAAGGGCCAGUAGGACAUACAAAUCCUUCUUACCAACAAUCAACCACAUCUCUUAACGAAGACUUUGAUGAUAUUUACACUACUAGGCCCGCUUCGGUCAGGUCGAGUUACUCAAACUUUCAUGGUGCUAGAGCGAAUUACUCGCCUCCAAAACAAUAUCAUCACAGUCAUGCCACUCCUCAGGUGCCCCAAAAAAGGGGAAAUCCCGCUAGAAGUAGUAUGAGAAAUAUGACUUUCUUAAAUAGCGGUCCUCCGGCUUAUACAGUACAGGGUGCAAUGUCAAUGGACAAUGAAACCCCAAUGUAAUCUAUAAGAGUGAAGCUACGCUUUGCAUUAGGCGAUGUAGAAUAUUGGUAUUUAUUUUGCUCGCAAUCAACGAUCAUAGGACGGGUAUUAUUUUUUUGACGCUUGCCACAUAAUGGACUUCAAACAUUGUAUGCCUUAAUCUCAGUACUUGCAAAUGGAAAUAUUGGGUAAUUGAUCCACGAAGCAAUUGCAAAGCUUCGCCAGGUUUAAGAUAAGUUUAAGCAAAUUUUUUGUAUAUUUACAAAACAGUUUUGCAGAUGUUCUUAUUUUACGAGGAGUGAAACAAAAGUUAAUUUUUUAACAAAACGUCGGUACGGCCCAAAAUGUGUACAAACUAUUGUAGAUGUUUUGUAAGUAAAUGGAGGUCAGGCUUCCAUGCAAUAGAUGUAAUCGCGGAGUAUGAUGUAAAAGUUAUUUAAUAUUCACAGCAUACGAGCAAAAUGUUCCAAUUGAAUGGACGAUAUGGACGAUGUUAUGUAUAGUAUUUAACUUCUGAAUAGAGCACUAUAUUAGUCUCGUAUUCGCAAUACUAUCUUGGUUUAUCGUAUCAGAAAAUUUGAGUUAUGCUCUUUUUGUACAUACAUUUUAGCAUAGAUUACUCGCAGUGCGUUGUUGCUUAUAAAAUCAAAAUAAGUGUAAUAUGUCAUAGUAAUUAUUUAUUGAUUGCAUAUACAAGGAGCUUUUUAGUUGUUUAAUUUUUAAGGCUUGUUUAAGUUAUUGUUCUAAAUGUUGCGUAGCUUAUAAUCUUAGCCUGUUUUGUCAUUGUGAUAUUUAGCUAAUGUUUAAGAUUUUGAUGAUGGCAAUAUUUGGAUUUAAGAUACUUAAACGAAUUGCUUUUGAACUUGGAAGACUGCAAUCAGCUCAAAAAUAGGUAUUUUUAGAAUUUCUCUUCACUUUAUAUUCACAUAUCUUUGUUCAUAUCAAUAGCGACAAUAAAAUAUACAUUUUCAUAUAUUAUUAGAACCAUUCGAUUGAUCCAUAAUGUUUACCGAAUUGGUUAUUGCUAGCAAACUGAACAUUUUGAGUAUGCAAGUACAAACAUUAGAUACCUUGUGUUCACAAGCAUUGAUUUUCUGUGUAAAUAUCUUUUAAUUUUAAGAAUCUUUUUACCAAAGUAUUACCUAAAAUCUAUUUUACUACUUAAAUGUAUAUUUACAUAUACAUCGACGUAAGGUCAAUAUACACAUACCUGACA
This is a messenger RNA of Dendroctonus ponderosae (mountain pine beetle), 2632 nucleotides long. It is a transcript of the gene NKAIN, whose product is annotated as sodium/potassium-transporting ATPase subunit beta-1-interacting protein 4. The record is from RefSeq and is a predicted model, not a curated record. Gene Ontology annotation, biological process: regulation of sodium ion transport. The coding region runs from base 241 to 1437 and encodes 398 amino acids. NCBI's taxonomy places the organism in Eukaryota, Metazoa, Arthropoda, Insecta, Coleoptera, Curculionidae. The transcript is spliced from 6 exons.